Molecule: messenger RNA, 1896 nt
Organism: Prunus armeniaca (apricot)
Lineage: Eukaryota; Viridiplantae; Streptophyta; Magnoliopsida; Rosales; Rosaceae
Source: the annotation of a GenBank genome assembly
AUGGCUGGAAGAAGGAAGACCAAGCGCAGUCGUACUUCGAGCAGUGGAGUUGAUGACCAUCUCAAGAACGUGAAUGAUUCUGAGAAUUUUGUAGGACCAACAACUAAUGAUCCUGAGAUCCAAAGGGUUUUCAAAUUAAUGGAAGUGUGUGCACGAUCAGCUGGGAAGAUGACUAAGGUAGAGGGUUACUGCGAAUCCGGGUUAGAUCUAUGGGUCGAUUUAAAGAUAGAUAGCAAUCCAGAAAAUGAUUUAGAUCACAGUGACUUGCCUCUACCCAUUGCGUCCCCUCAAGGCUCUUCAACAAGUGUGCAACUCUCAGAUUUGGGGCCACAACCAAUUCUUGGAAGCAGUUUUGAUACUGAUGAAAGAGGCAGUGAUCUACUCGUGUCAGCCUCUCCAGAUGCUCAUGUGAGCAAAAUCAAAAUCAGCGAACGAGCUUCUGACGCGAUGGAAGAGCUUUUAAGCUUGGCUUUGGCUCAAGAGCCCCUUUGGCAAGUUGACAAGGAAAACAAUACUGAAAUGCUAAGUGAUGUCGAGUAUAUGAAAAUGGUUAAGGUGAGAGAAUGUCAAUCGCCCCCAACCUUGGAAGUUGACAACUCUCAUGAACUUGAACCAGUUCUUGCAGUUAGUUCUGAAUCUUCACGAGCAGUUGAGUACUUCGAAACUAGUCCUAUCAGCAUUAUUGAACUUUUGAUGGAUUUGGAGCAAUGGUCACUUGCGUUUUCCAAUAUUGUCUCUAAAGCAACGCUAGAGGGAGUUUUGGCAUCAACAGGAGUGGAAAGACACUACGAUGGAACUCUCCAACUGAUGACAGCUGAGUUUCAUGCCCCAACACCACUUGUUCCAACAAGAGAAAGUUCUUUUGCAAGGUAUUGUAAAAAGCUAGGCAGUGGCUUGUGGGGAGUUGUUGAUGUGUCCCCGGAAACGUUGCCCCAAUUUCCAUCAAGAAACUUUCGAAGACGACCAUCAGGCUGUUUGAUUGAAGAAAUGCCAAAUGGAUGCUCUAAGGUUAUAUGGGUGGAACAUGUGGUGGUGGAUAACAGACUGGUUCAUCAUUUUUUUCAGCCGCUGGUCACUUCUGGUUUUGCAUUCUGUGCAAAGCGUUGGGUUAACACUUUAAUUCAGCAUUUUCAAUGGUCUGCAACUGUAAGGGCUCCAAACAGUCCCACCGAUCGUGGCGUGAUUAUAGCACAACCUCAAAGAACAUUCUUCUUGAAGUUUUCGGAGAGAAUGGUAAAACGCUUUUUCAUGGACAUCAGUGCUUCAAGAGAGAACAAAUGGAUGCCAUUUCCAGUGUCGGGUGCUGAUAUAAUGAUAUCAACAAAGAGUAGCACAGAUGACCAUGGAAAGAUUCUAGGUACCACAACUGUGUUCUCUACUUCCGUCCACCUUCCAGCCCCAAGUAAACAAGUAUUUAGUUUACUUCGUGAUGUCAAAUUUCGGAGACAGUGGGAUAUCUAUGGACGCAAUCAUAGAUUCGAUGAGCGUGCUUAUAUAAGCAAUGGUGACAAUCCAGAAAAUGGGGUUUCUAUAUUGCGAGCCAUUAAUGAUGAAACAAAGAAGCUUAACGCAUUGUACAUGCAAGAGAGCUAUACAGCAUCGACAGGCUCAUACAUAGUUUAUGCUCCCUUUGAUUAUGAGCAUGCCGGGAACAAGUUGAUGAAGGAUGAAUGCACAGACCAUAUAACUAUCUUGCCCUCAGGGUUUUCUAUCCUUCCUGACAGAUCGAUCCACCGGGAUGAAACUGGUGGGAGUCUUUUGACCAUUGCCUUCCACGUCGUUGCUGAAUCACCAACUGAUGAACAUGAGCCUUCUAAUCAACAAGGGCUCCUUAUGCACAAUAUUAUUGCAAAGACUGUGAUGUCAAUCAAGGAGGCCCUAGGACUCUCUAUAUGA